GGCGACACCGAGCGCAAGUACCACCUGCGCUACUACAAGACGGGCACGUGCAUCCACGAGACCGACGCCCGGGGCCACUGCGUGAAGAACGGGCCGCACUGCGCCUUCGCCCACGGCCCCCUGGACCUGCGGCCCCCGGUGUGUGACAUCCGACACCAACUUCGUGCUGGGCAGCUACAAGACCGAGCAGUGCCCGAAGCCGCCACGCCUCUGCCGCCAGGGCUAUGCGUGUCCCCACUACCACAACAGCAGGGACAGGCGGCGGAACCCCCGGAGGUUCCAGUACCGGCAAAGUGGAGGGACUCACCUGCUGACGGCAGCCAGAAAGCCAGUGAGCACGACAGUAAGCAGAACCACCUGGCGGUGUUUACAGUGGUUCACCCGCUUGCUCCCAGCGUGAGCUCCAGCGUGGCGUCCAGCCUGGCGUCCAGUGCUGGUUCCAGCGGCUCCUCCCCCACUGCUCUGCCCAUUCUCUCAGCCCGUGCCCACCCACUGGACCCCACUGGCAGUGCCCUCGAGUCCAUCCCAGGUUCUGCCUUAGAUCUCCAUCUUAGUGAUGUAAGCCUCGCUCCCCUGGAUAAGGAGCUGGACGAGCAGGACGGAAGUGACCUGGGACCCACAGGUCAGAGGUCGCUGGGGGGCUCAGAGCCCGUCACCAUUCCUGGCUGCCUGGCCCGCUCCCCAUCCCUGCAAUCCUCGUCAUCCCUGUCCACCUCCCCGCUCAGCUCGCUCUCCCAGUCCUUGUCGGGGCCUCUUGUCUCCUCGGCCAUGACGCCCCCCCAGCAGCCGCCACCCCUCAAGUCGGAGCCCAGGGUGCUGGGCUCCUCGGCCUCGUCCUACAACUCCCUAGGUUUGAAUGGCGUCCCUGGGAGCAUCUGGGAUUUUGUUUCCGGCAGCUUCUCUCCCAGCCCGUCCCCCAUUCUGAAUGCCGGCCCCACAUCCACUGCAAGUGCAAGUCCAAAUGGCGCCGAACUGGCACGGGUCAGGCGGCAGCUGGACGAGGCCAAGAGGAAGAUCAGGCAGUGGGAGGAGUCCUGGCAGCAAGUGAAGCAGGCCUGUGACGCAUGGCAGCGGGAGGCCAAGGAGGCGAAGGAGCGUGCGCUGGCAGCGGACAGUGCCCGGCAGCUGGCACUGCAGAAGAAGGAGGAGGUGGAGGCCCAGUUCAGGCAGCUGCAGGAGGAGCUGGAAGGCCGGGGCAUGUCCACACUCCCGGGGCUGCGGGGCUGCAGCGACAUCGGUGCCAUCUCGCUGCCCAAGCUACAGUCGCUGCAGAGUCAGCUACGCCUGGAUCUGGAGGCGGUGGAUGGGGUGAUCUUCCAGCUCAGAGCGAAGCAGUGUGUGGUGUGCGGAGAGCCGGCCCGCGGCGCUGUCCUGCAGCCCUGCCAGCACCGUGUGCUCUGCGAGCCCUGUGUGGCCAGUGCGCCCGAGUGCCCCUACUGCGAGGGCCAGCCCCUCCAGUGGUGACAGCAGCCAUGGUGGCCUCACUUCCUGGUGCCACCGACGUCGGGACCCCAGCCCAGCUGCAUCGUUUCAUGGUAUUCUCGUAGACCUUAAAGGCAAACCCACCGCACCCACCUGCAGCCCAGGUUUCAGGUGGGCACAGUAAUGACAUGGGGUUUGCGGUCCUGACACUACUGUGACCACAUCCUGGGAGUUCACGUCCCGGCCAAGCACUUUGUAAGCAGAGGAAUUUACGUGGACGGUCUCAGCUGCUAUAAGCUGCUUUCUAGGUUCAUGUCUUUUUAAUAUGCCAUAUGAAGCUUUGUAUGUGUACUGUGAACUUAAAGUAUUUCCUAUCAGUUUAUUGUAAUUCAUAGUAUGGUAAAUAUAUUAGAUUUCAUAUUCUGAAAUUAGUACUUAUGAAAUGAGCAUUUAUCUAGUAGUGAGAAAUGCCUAGGAUUUUUAUAGGUUUUAAAUUAAGUGCAAAUAGUAUUUAUAGCAGAGUGAUUAUUGAAAGACAUACAUUUAGAUGUUUUUAAUUUUAUGAAAGGAACUGUUCCUAACCAUGUGCUCGUGCACACUAAUUGGAGUUUUAUUUCCCAACACCGUGCAAAGUGAGGGAGCUCAAUUACGCAUCUACGACCCGUGGCCACUUUUUCUAAGUGCCUGUGCCUUGCAAAAAGAGAAUGGUUCACUUGGUUUUAUUUUCUCCCUUGAAACUUUGUAAGACAAUUUGAUACUAGUGAAAAGUGCAACCAAGGGGUACAUCUGUUUUACAAGCCGCUUUGCAUAGCUUCCUGGAGCUGGCCCCUGGGCACUCCCCACACCUGGGACCACCUGGACUCCUGCCAGAGUGGGCAGGCUCGCCGUCUUCACAUUAGACUUCAGGCGACACUUUGGACACUGUUGUCUGAACUGUACGUCUAGGUAUUGUCAGUCAUCCGUGAAGACCUGGCGCUGUGCCAGGACAGGGGCUGCCCUGAGGACCUGGCUCUAAUGCUGGUCCCCGGGCCCCCACGUAGCAGCCUGGCUUCAGGUCCAUGGAGGAAACGCCCGAGAACGGGUCUGAUUUAGUGAUGACCUGUCUUCUCUGGUCUACAAUGGGUCAUUUUUUUUUAGAAAUGUGGGAGGAAGUAAAAGAUGUCUGUAGUUUACCCCAACUUUGCUCAGUGAGGCCAAUCUCGAUUGCUGUGAGGAAAUCUUCGCAGAACCUGCCCUUUGGGAGGUGGGAGCAGGUACUGGCCCCUCCAGCCUGGAAGUGAACACUUGUGUUUCUACUUGCCUGGGGCUUUGCCAAAGAAUUUUAAUAGCAUUUUUAAAGUGCAAAGUGACUAGGUAAAAAUUUUUAUCAGUGACCAAAUUAGAAUGUAUUUACUAUAAUAAGUUUAAAACAUUUUUAACAUAAGAAAUUGAUAGUUAUCAUUUUAAAGGUGGAUCCAUGACAUUCCACAGCUAGUGUGCUACUAAAGGUUAACUAUUGACUUGGUUUUAAUAAAUCCUGUUUUUAAUUAUAGUGAUAAUGAUUUAUUAGGUCUUAGAAAUUACGUAUAUUUUGUGCUACUGUUAUCACUGUUUAAAAUUAUUUUUUAUUAAUAUUUAUGCACUUGUUUUCCAUGUUAGGCCUUCGGCCUUUUUGGGGAUAACAGGACCGUGUUUAUUACUGAUAUCUAGCCUAGACAUUUUACAAUUAUAAACAAUUAAGAACAA
This is a messenger RNA of Myotis lucifugus (little brown bat), 3147 nucleotides long. RefSeq names its product unkempt family like zinc finger (gene UNKL). The transcript is spliced from 9 exons. NCBI's taxonomy places the organism in Eukaryota, Metazoa, Chordata, Mammalia, Chiroptera, Vespertilionidae. The record is from RefSeq and is a predicted model, not a curated record. Bases 769 to 1464 code for a protein of 231 amino acids.